Molecule: messenger RNA, 4027 nt
Organism: Pogona vitticeps (central bearded dragon)
Lineage: Eukaryota; Metazoa; Chordata; Lepidosauria; Squamata; Agamidae
Source: RefSeq, a predicted model, not a curated record
GGCCAGCGCGGUGCCUGCGCUUAAACGCCCCCUCUCCCCUUCAGCGGGAAGACACGUGCGCGCCUUCGCCUUGUUCGUGUGAAUCGUCAUAUUUCCUUGGUGAGACACGCGUCGGGGCGGAAGGUGGUCCAGGCGCUGCGGGGUCUGAUCCAUCCGGUAAUGCUCACGUGAAUUCAGAAGAAGAAAAAAAGAGAGAGAAGGCAGGAGGCCUCCGGCCAGAAACUCUUCCUUGCUCCCAGCCGCCAUGGAGACGGAGGACGGCUUGCUGAUCAAUGCGCACUCCUCGGUGCCUCCCGGACCGUCCCAGCAUCCGAAAGGAUGGAAGACCCGUUCUAAGCCACAACGACGUGGCGAGGAGAAAAAGACUGUGAAAAGAAAACUGGAGCAGCCACAGGAAGUGGUCCCUCUAAAGCGGAAGUCAGUUUCACCUUCACCCCAAACCAAGCAACUACCAAAGAAGCCGAAAAGUGGCCUCAAGAUAUCUGGGCAACCAACGCCUCCUUCGAAGAAGCCUUUGACUGACGCGAACGGUGGGAGCAGGCCUUUUGUUAAGACUUCUUCUCUCUUCAAAAACAACCCUGAGAUACCAGACAUUCAGAGAACGUCGGUGAAACAGGUGCAGGAGAAAAUUUUUACUUCCGAUUCCUUUGACCAGCUAAAGCUUCACCCUCAUCUAGUUUCGACAAUAACCUCGGUUUUGAAGAUCUCUAACAUGACCAGUGUUCAGAAGCAGACGAUUCCUGUGCUCCUGGAGGGCAGAGAUGCUUUGGUGAGAUCACAGACGGGUUCCGGUAAAACGCUUGCCUACGGCGUCCCUCUCGUACAAUCUUUGCAACGAGCAGAGCCCAAAAUACAGCGCAGCGAUGGGCCCUACGCUCUAGUCUUGGUUCCAACCCGAGAGCUGGCCCUCCAGAGUUUUGAAACGAUCCAGAAACUGUUAAAGCCGUUCGCCUGGAUCGUGCCCGGUGUCCUGAUGGGAGGAGAAAAAAAGAAGUCUGAAAAAUCCAGAAUACGUAAAGGGAUAAACAUCUUGAUUGCCACUCCGGGCCGCCUGGUGGACCAUAUAAACUCCACGAAAUGCCUUCAUUUCCAUCGAGUCCGGUGGCUGAUCCUGGAUGAGGCCGACAGAAUCCUGGAUCUGGGUUUUGAGAAGGCCGUCACGGCCAUCUUGAACGCUGUAAACGCAGGCGGUGAGAAGCGUCAAAAUGUUCUUUUAUCAGCCACGCUUACGGAAGGAGUUUCGAGGUUAGCAGACAUCAGCCUGCAGAAUCCGGUCAGCAUUUCCAUGGCGGGGGAAUCGCAAGGCUCGGACGGCGCCCACCUGCGAGUGACUGCUCGGGAGGGAGAUGUCGGUCCCCCUACAGGUGUGGAAGGGGAGGGUUUUGCUGUGCCAGAAGAGCUACAACAGAACGUGGUGGUCGUCCCGAGCAAGCUGAGGUUGGUGACGCUGGCGGCUUUCGUCCUGGGGAAAUUUAAGUUCGAGAAACGCAACAAGAUGGUGGUCUUUUUCUCCAGUUGCGAACAGGUGGACUUCCACCACGCGCUCUUCCGAAAAGUCUUGGAUGGGGACCCCGAACCGGGAGGCCCAAAGCAGUCACAGCCUCUCUCUUCCCCGUUAGCCCUCCUGCGCCUGCAUGGUGACAUGAAGCAGGAGGAGAGGACGUCCGUCUUCCAGGAUUUCCUCCGAUCGAAGGAGGGCGUCUUAUUCUGCACAGACGUUGCUGCUCGUGGACUAGACCUGCCGAGAGUCACCUGGAUUGUCCAGUAUAAUCCUCCGGCUUCGCUCGCCGAAUACGUCCACCGAAUUGGGAGGACAGCUCGAAUUGGCAGUCGCGGGAACAGCUUGCUCGUGCUCACACCUUCAGAGGCGGAAUAUGUCACCUUCCUGGCUUCUCACAAGAUUAACAGUGUUUUGGAGAUGAAGAUGGAGUCUGUCCUGUCCAGCUUGAUGAAAGAUGAUCGUUUUGUGGGCAGCCACUGGAGAAAUAAGAACGCCCACAGCGCAGACCCGCAGGAAGCGCAUCGGAGAGCCACCGUUCUGCAGACCGAAUUCGAGAAUUAUGUCCAUUCUUCCCCCGAAAUGGUCCAGUGGGCGAAAAAAGCUCUCCAGUCCUUCAUCCGGUCAUAUGCAACGUACCCUGCCAGCCUGAAGCACAUCUUCCACAUCCGGUCUCUCCACCUGGGUCAUGUGGCAAAGAGCUUCGGGCUCCGGGACGCCCCUCGGAAUCUCAGGGACUCGACCAUCCCGGAUCGGAGGAAGAAGCAGAAAAGGCAUGACGUUCUCAAGAAGCCCCAUGGAAAGGGCCGCCUGGCCAAAAUGUUGCAGUCUGAAUAUUCCAGCGGCUUGGAUCGUGCCCCUUCCAAGGUCAAGUGGAAGAAAAAGGUGGCAAAAGACAGAAUCCAGGGCACCCCAAGCUGACCUCCGAAUGCUGUGGGUAGGAACAGAGAUCCAUCUUCUUGCGAUCUGAAGAUGCAAUUAAAAAACUGUGUUUUUUUCCCCCCUCCUUCCCUUCCGAACUUCAAAAAUUUGGAAUAAACUGCUACGAAUGAAGGGGAUUCUGGGGAUAAAGAGCUCAACCUCAAAUAUCGUUCUUUGUGAAUUAGACAGCGGCGACGGAACGUGGGCUCGGCUGUCCAGUGUGGUGGCCUUGGAGAAGAAAUCGCUGUUGAGUUGAGUGGGGGAAACCCGUAACCCCGUAAAUAAAAGAUCGAGAGAGGAUUCAUUUGAAUAUUUGCAUCUUUUAGAGGUUUUUCCUGCUUCGGGGUGCAACGGUUUCUUCUGUUCCUUUGGUGGACGGUGGCCAAGCAACUUCUUUGCUGGACGAUGGCCAAGCACCGUUUGCCAAGCAACGUCAUGAUCCAAACUAGGCAUGGUGAAGUCUGUAAAGCUACUUUUGGACUGAAUUGGUCGUCACGGGGUAAGACAGUGGCUCCCCAUCUUGGGGGAUACCUGUGGGUUCUUGGGACUGCAACUCCCAGAAUCCCCAGCCCGCCCAUGUUGUGGUGAAGGCUUCUGGGAGUUGCAGUUCAGGAUUUCGGCCAUAGAGUCGCACACCGGUGUGUGUUCGGUUGCAGAGUCGUAGAACUGGAAAAGCCCUUUUUCUGUCCAGUUUUGUUGGCCGUCCUUUAAGAGGCAUCUGGUUUUAUUAUCUUAGAACGGCAGAGCUGGAAAGGGAUCCUAUAAGAUCAUCCAGUCCAGCCCCUGACAUGGAGGCCCUGUGGGGGAAUCAAACCCCCAAAUUUGGGCUCCAUAGCCAGAGACCUCAUUUAUCUGUCAAUCAAUCUGCAUAUGUUUCGAUCUAUAGAUACAGAGAGAAUAACAGCAGUGUUUUUUUUCCCACUUUCUCUUUUGGCCUGGUGAGAUUUGGAGCCCAGAAGUCCCUCCAUAAGGGACAAAUUUUUAAUCUUGCUAUUUUCUCCCCACCCCAACCCCUGACGUGUUUGAAAGGGUUGUCGUUCAUUAGCGUGCAAGGUGGCAUUGGUUGGGAGGUACAAGAACAAUUAAAUAGCACAGAAUGUCUUUAAUUUGCAUUUCUGGCUGUGUAAACAUAAGGAAAGACGGCGACAGCGAGAAAAUCUUUUUCUUCUUUUUUUUUAAACCUCUCUCUCUCUUUCUCCUUUUCGAAAUGAAAAGCGCAAGUUGUUCCUUUGAUAGAUUUUUAAUAUGAUCUUAAAAGAGUUUUGUUUGGCCUCAUUCUUAGGCAAUGAGAUUAAUUUAAAGCACUUAUCCCUCGGGUUUAAGUCAAUCCAUGUCGGUCUUUGGAAAGAGGGGGCCUUUGUUUCGGGGAGCGCGCGGGGGGAGUGCGUUUUGUUUGCCAUCCAGCCGAAAGAGACUCCUUUCUCACUUCAUUAAACCUGAGCUGCGGACAAUCCUCCUUCCCAACACCCUUCUUACACACUCACACAUGCGGGGGAUUUACCACGCUCUCUCCUUUCCUCCUUCCAGUUGGGGGGCGGGCACGUCGUUAGGCAGAAACUGUGCUUUUCCCAGUGACGUCCAGCAGAACGAACUACCGCUGGCCUGUUG